AGAGGCCCGAGCCAAGAAGAGAACCAGACAGACCCCUGUGAGAAAAUCUACCAGAGGGAAAAAAGCUGAGAGAGAAGAAGAGAAGGAACCGGCUGAUUCUGACGGACCACCUCCCACCUCACUCGAUCCAUCGACAUCGUCAAGCAGCAGCCAGCAGGAGAUCCAGAAGGCAGAGGUGGAAGAAGCGAGCUGUGCUGACAUUGAUGCCUCCUCUGCUGGGCAGGACCUGCAGCCUGAGCACCCUGAGGACCAGAGUCUGGAGAGAUGUGUGGAGGAAGGAGAGGAGAGCAGGGUGGACAUUAAAGUCAUGAGUAAAAGGAGGAGGGAGCUCAUCGAACCCGAAGCAAAGAGAUCUCGUUCUCAGUCUCCUUUGUGUUGCUGCUGACUUCAAACUGCCGCCGUUCAACCCCAGCAACCCCCUCGGUCGGGAGUUUGUGGUUCCUAAAUCGGGGUAUUUCUGUAACCUCUGCUCUGUUUUCUACCUGAACGAGAGCACAGCCAAGGACCUCCACUGCAGCAGCCAGAGACACUACGACAACCUGCAGAAACAUUACCAGAAGCUGCGACAGAAAUCAUUGAGAAGUUCAACACUGAGUUCUCAAGGCUCCGUUUCUGAUUGAUCCAGACUUCAGCUUCUGAUCUUCUUUUAUUUAUUUUUUAAAAUAAAAAUGUGACAAAGUUCCCUGUUGUGUGAUAGAUGACAAGAUAAGUGACUGCAUAUAAGUGCUGGUCUUUGUCCUGGGUUUUCUGCCGCUGCACAGGAAAGCUGAGGCUUCAUGCUGACUGGUUAUCAUCAACAUCUCCAUCAUGAAAACACUGGCCGUGUCUGCACUUGUUUGUGCCCUGAUUGCUCUGACCAGAGCUGCUGAGGCAGAGGCCAGAAAGGAUUUAGCAGUAAAAAGUCUCCUGGUCAAGAGGGCAGCGUCUUGUCCUCCUCGCUGGUCUGAGUACAAUGGCCGUUGUUUCUCCUACAUUCCAAGAGCCAUGACUUGGGCUAAAGCUGAGAAAAACUGUCUGUCCAUGAAUGCAAACCUCGCAUCUGUACAUAACCUAGAGGAGUACCAUGAGAUUCAACGGGUGAUAAUGACCACUAGUUAUGAGUAUAAAGAAUCGUGGCUUGGAGGCUCUGAUGCACAAGAGGAGGGGGUUUGGUUGUGGAGUGACGGUUCACGUUUCGACUAUCUGAACUGGUGUCCUGGACAACCUGACAACCGAUACGGUGGCCAGAAUUGUUUACAAAUGAACUUUGGAGGUGAAAAGUGUUGGGAUGAUACCGCGUGUAACAUUCGUCGCCCAUUCGUCUGUGCCAAGAAAAUCUGAUGAUUCCUGGGCUGACAGAGGUGUGAAGUAUAUGUCAGAGCACAAACACAAACACUGUGUUUGUGUCAUCAGUCUCCUAUAACAUGAAAUCUCUGUAUCUUCUUUUAUAACUUUCUUUCUGUCGCUGUAACGCUACUUAAGGAAUGAAGCAACAAGUGACAUAAACAGGAGCUGGACUGUCUCUUAGACUUUUUUAAGAGCAAAAUGAACAGGUUAAGUAAAGAAUGCUUUAAGCACCUUGUUAUUGAGAGUGAAUUGUUCUUUCUUUAUGUAAAAUUAAAAGGCUCAAACACUGA
Molecule: messenger RNA, 1616 nt
Organism: Lates calcarifer (barramundi perch)
Lineage: Eukaryota; Metazoa; Chordata; Actinopteri; Centropomidae
Product: galactose-specific lectin nattectin
Exons: 12
Coding region: 808-1320 (170 amino acids)
Molecular function (GO): signaling receptor activity
Source: RefSeq, a predicted model, not a curated record